Molecule: messenger RNA, 1285 nt
Organism: Camellia sinensis
Lineage: Eukaryota; Viridiplantae; Streptophyta; Magnoliopsida; Ericales; Theaceae
Product: protein RGF1 INDUCIBLE TRANSCRIPTION FACTOR 1
Source: RefSeq, a predicted model, not a curated record
CUUCUCUAAUCAGACGGCCCACAAUCACCCCAGUCACCACCCUUUAUCUCGGCCGUUGAUUGCGUAAAAGCUACGCAAAUUUGUUAACCAGCCUUGUCCUCUAUAGUCUACUUGUUCUAGCCCAGAUAGUCUCCUCUCUCUCUCUCUCUCUUCCAUUUUCAUCUCGCUCUGCAAAUUCUCCAUUUUCAUUAAGAAAAUCUAACAGACAUUCACAUUGCUCCACAACCCAUCUCAGCCCAUCCAAUUCUCUUUAAGGUAAUGCUAAUUACACAUUCAUUAGCUCACUUUAUACAACCCUCUCUCUAGAAUUAUGAUAAAUGUUCUAUCCUUGAUCUCUCAUCAAUUCCAUUCUCAUUUGGGUUCAACCAGGAGGACACAAUGCCGGUUCCACCAUGGCUAGAACCACUGCUAAACACUGCCUUCUUCUCUGUGUGCCCGACUCACAGAGACUCAGCCAGGAGUGAGUGCAACAUGUACUGCUUGGACUGCAAUGGUGGAGACUCAUUUUGCUUCUAUUGCCGCUCAUCCAAUCAUAAAGAUCAUCAAGUUAUUCAGAUAAGGAGAUCUUCAUAUCAUGAUGUAGUAAGGGUUUCCGAGAUAGAGAAGAUAUUGGAGAUAAGUGGAGUUCAAACCUAUGUGAUAAACAGUGCAAGGGUGUUGUUUUUGAAUGAGAGGCCUCAGCCAAGGAGUAGUAGUGGGAAAGGAGUUUCUCACAUUUGUGAAAUCUGUGGGAGGAGCCUCUUGGAUCCAUUGCGAUUCUGUUCAUUGGGGUGUAAGCUUGUGGGAAUAAAGAGAAAUGGGAAUGCAAGCUUUACUUUAGAGGCUAAGAAUGAAGAAGUUAUGGAAAUUAGGAGAGGUGAAGGGCCGUCAAGGAGAGUCAUAUCGUCAUUGGCAUCGUCAUCAUCAACAGGAGAGGAAGGAGAAUUGGGUGAAGACUCACCACAAUGCAUAUACCCACCCAACCCAUGCCACCCCCACCUCCACCACCUCCUAAUGCAAGGAGGAGAAAGGGCAUUCCUCAUAGGGCACCUUUUGGUUCCUAACUAAUUACCCCCUUAUAAAGUUACUUUAUACAACUCAUUGUGGUUAAUUUGUUUCACAAAGUGCCCUUCUUUUAGGGGUUCCUUGUCUCCAAAGAAAAAAAAUUAAAAUGAGGUAACCAUAAAGUGUUUGGGUCCACGAAUAUAAAAAAUGUGCAUAGAAAGUUAAAGAGCAAAUUCUACACAUGCUCUCCGUAUUUUGUCUAUACUAUUUUAAUUGUAUCAAUUUUAUUUUUAAUUUUUUA